AUGGACUCACCCAAGGUCGCCGGCCUCCCGGAUAAUUUGCAUUAUAUCCAAUAUGAGCACGGACUUGAAGCAAAAUAUCUCCCUGCUAUACGUUCUCUUAUUGCCAAGGACCUGAGCGAGCCAUAUAGCAUUUACGUGUACCGGUACUUCCUCUAUCAAUGGGGGCAUUUAUGCUUCAUGGCCCUGAACCCCACCGACUCGUCUCUCAUUGGCGUCAUCAUUUGCAAGCUAGAACUUCAUUCUUCUCACUCUCCGCCGACAAGGCGUGGUUACAUCGCAAUGCUCGCUGUUGCCUCCCCAUUUCGUGGAAAAGGUAUUGCGACUGCCCUUGUGAAACGUGCCAUCGACGCUAUGGCUCGGCGGAACGCUGAUGAGGUAGUCUUGGAGACAGAGGAAACCAAUACUCAGGCCAUGCGUUUGUACGAACGCCUGGGCUUUUUGCGCUCUAAGAAGCUACACAGGUAUUAUCUCAACGGUAACAGUGCCUAUAGAUUGGUUCUCCUUCUCAAAUCCAUCGAUCCAGAUGCUGUCAUUGAAGAUUACGAUGGUCUAUGA
Messenger RNA from Colletotrichum truncatum, 555 nucleotides. RefSeq names its product n-terminal acetyltransferase c complex catalytic subunit mak3. Gene Ontology annotation, cellular component: NatC complex. The record is from RefSeq and is a predicted model, not a curated record. NCBI's taxonomy places the organism in Eukaryota, Fungi, Ascomycota, Sordariomycetes, Glomerellales, Glomerellaceae. Gene Ontology annotation, molecular function: protein-N-terminal amino-acid acetyltransferase activity. Gene Ontology annotation, biological process: N-terminal peptidyl-methionine acetylation.